CCAGACUCUGACUUUUUCGGCGGCUCUCGGGCUCCUCCGCAGCUAUGUCUCUUCUACUGCUGGUAGUCUCGGCCCUUCACAUCCUCAUCCUCAUCCUGCUUUUCGUGGCCACUUUGGACAAGUCCUGGUGGACCCUCCCUGGGAAGGAGUCCCUGAACCUUUGGUAUGACUGCACGCGGAAUAGCAGCUUGGAAGCAUGGUCCUGCAGUAAUGUCAGCGAGAAUGGUUGGCUGAAGGCUGUUCAGGUCCUCAUGGUGCUCUCCCUCAUCCUCUGCUGCCUCUCCUUCAUCCUAUUCAUGUUCCAGCUAUAUACCAUGAGACGAGGAGGGCUCUUCUAUGCCACCGGCUUUUGCCAGCUUUGCACCAGCUUGGCAGUGUUCUCCGGAGCCCUGAUUUACGCCAUCCACGCAGGGGAGAUCCUUGAAAAAUAUCCAUCUGGGGGCACCUUUGGCUACUGCUUCGCCCUGGCAUGGGUGGCCUUCCCCCUUGCCCUAGUCAGCGGCAUCAUCUACAUCCACCUGCGGAAACGGGAGUGAAAGCCCUGCAUCGCCCCUCGACAGC
This is a messenger RNA of Chrysochloris asiatica (Cape golden mole), 561 nucleotides long. RefSeq names its product epithelial membrane protein 3 (gene EMP3). NCBI's taxonomy places the organism in Eukaryota, Metazoa, Chordata, Mammalia, Afrosoricida, Chrysochloridae. The record is from RefSeq and is a predicted model, not a curated record. The transcript has 5 exons. The coding region runs from base 45 to 536 and encodes 163 amino acids. Gene Ontology annotation, cellular component: plasma membrane.